Colossoma macropomum (tambaqui) is the source of this 545-nucleotide messenger RNA. RefSeq names its product granzyme B(G,H)-like. The record is from RefSeq and is a predicted model, not a curated record. Bases 1 to 510 code for a protein of 169 amino acids. Gene Ontology annotation, biological process: proteolysis. Lineage: Eukaryota; Metazoa; Chordata; Actinopteri; Characiformes; Serrasalmidae. Gene Ontology annotation, molecular function: serine-type endopeptidase activity. The transcript has 3 exons.
AUGGUGUGGGGUGGCAUUUCUUUGGAGGGCUGCACAGCCCUCCAUGUGCUCGCCAGAGGUAGCCUGACUGCCAUUAGGUACCGAUAUGAGAUCCUCAGACCCCUUCUACGUGGGAAAGCCAAACAGAGCAAAACUGUUAACUGGAUCUCCAUCCCUAAAACAAAUGAGGACAUCAAGGCCAACUCAGUCUGCAGUGUAGCUGGCUGGGGAAGAACAGGAUCCUCUAAACAUGGUAGCAAGCGUCUUGUGGAGACCAAUAUUACUAUUGUGGACGAAACAGAAUGUAAUAAACUCUGGGAGAACCGUCUGACCCCAAGGAUGAUAUGUGCACCUCAUCCUGGAGGAUCGUGCAAGGGAGACUCUGGAGGUCCUUUGGUGUGUGGGGACACUGCUGUGGGCAUUGCUUCCUUCAGUCAGAAGGACAAGUGUGAUGCACCCACGAAGCCAAAGAUUUUUACCGAAAUAUCAGAAUUUCUGCCCUGGAUCAAGACUGUUAUUGGGAAAGUUUAAUCUGCAUUUGACAAAAAACAAAACAUUCACCACAA